Messenger RNA from Linum tenue, 1478 nucleotides. The record is from the annotation of a GenBank genome assembly. NCBI's taxonomy places the organism in Eukaryota, Viridiplantae, Streptophyta, Magnoliopsida, Malpighiales, Linaceae.
AGCCCAUCUAACCAUAUCUCUCCGUCUCGAUCUUUACUCUUCCUUCCCUUCUCGCUUUCUGCACCCUCUUCCUCGGCGGACAAUUUCCUUGAGCAAUGGAGUCGUCGCCGUCGAAUUCAACAGUCGGCAUAGCCGCCGUUUCCCGGCGGCUCUUGUUCGACCGCCGCUAUGGCUGGGUGGUGGAUGAAUGGAAGCACCCAUCGGAGGAAGCCUUGGGUGGCGGCCGUGGAAUGUUCUGCAUACUACCUCUGGCAAAAUCAUUGUGGAUGAUGGCUUCGAAAUCGAUAGAUCUCGCAUCGAGUUAUGCCGCUGAAGUCAUUGAAAAGCCUGAGCUUUUAUCACCUCAGACGCUGCAGGCGAAUCUGGGUACUCAGCUCAACAGAUUCAAGUCUUCCCUGCUCAACCCCAAUUUCAAUCCACUUGUACGAAACUCUCCGUCCUCCCAUUCUGCUCGUGCAUUCUCAAAUUCACAUGUAAAGCUUGACAACAAAGAACCACAGACUGAUUGAUGAUGCCACUAUUAUGAUGCAACAUUGAUCUUUUGGUCUAUUUUUUUCACUUCAUCAGUGAAGUUCAGCAAGGAAAGAAGGAAAUUUAAGAAAACUGAACAAUGAAGAUAUGAUCUGGAAGACUGGCUAGUGGCUAGACUUCCAUGGGAAAUGAAAGGUUCUCUACCUGGUCCCAAAUACUGAAUUGAAGUUCACAUUAGUAAGCACUCUUGAGGCAGUAACCACCAUCGACCAAAAGGUUCAACCCACUAAGGUACUUGGACUCAUCACUCACCAGGUUCAGCGCGGCCUCCGCGACAUCCUCGGGUUUCAGAACAACUCCUUUCAGAUUCCCGACCGCCGAGAACAUCUCCUCCAAAGCCUUCUCAUCCAACCCAAUCCACUCCUCGUUCAUCGGAGUCGCAGCCCCAAACGGCGAGAUGCAGUUCACUCGAAUCCCGAACUGCCCCAGCUCCACGCACAGGUUCUUCGCCAGCCCCACCACCGCGUGCUUCGACGCUGCGUACACGUGUGGCGCGCCUCCGUAGGUGGCCGUUGCAACGCUGCCAGUGAGGAGAAUGGUCCCGCUCUUCUCCGGGAUCAUCACCCUGGCGGCGUGCUUCGCCGCCAGGAAAGAUCCGUACACGUUGACGUCGAACAUCUUCCUGAACUCCUGAUGGUCGACGGACAAUAUGCCUACUUUCUUCUCCAGGAGGUUGAUCUUCUCACCUAUUAUCCCGGCGUUGCUGUACAUGAUGUCGAGCUUCCCGUGCGUCGAAACGGCGGUGUCGACUGCGGCUUGCAUAUCCGAGUCGUCGGCCACAUCGCAGUGAACGUAGGAAACAGGGUGGCCGGACUCGAGCUGGAUCUGCCUGGACACAGACUGGCCCAAGUCGGACCGGAUGUCGGCUAUCACGACUUUGGCGCCGUGCUGAGAGAAGAGCCGCGCCGCCGCAGCGCCGAUCCCCCUGGCUCCGCCGGUGAUGAGGG